This is a messenger RNA of Archocentrus centrarchus (flier cichlid), 3673 nucleotides long. It is a transcript of the gene nucb2a, whose product is annotated as nucleobindin 2a. The transcript has 13 exons. Gene Ontology annotation, cellular component: endoplasmic reticulum-Golgi intermediate compartment; extracellular exosome. Bases 113 to 1597 code for a protein of 494 amino acids. NCBI's taxonomy places the organism in Eukaryota, Metazoa, Chordata, Actinopteri, Cichliformes, Cichlidae. Gene Ontology annotation, molecular function: calcium ion binding. The record is from RefSeq and is a predicted model, not a curated record.
GCUUAACUAACCAAUCAGGUUAACCGCCAAACGACGUACCACGCUGACUACCGAGCUGGUGGUUGCUGCCGAUACCUCUCCACCUGAGAGGAAGCGACGGGUUAAAGAGUAGAUGAGGUCCUGUGUUCAUACUAAAAUGUGGUGGAGCCGGGCCUUUCUCACCGGCUGGCUGCUGCUGCUGGUCCAGCUGCUGUGUUUGGAAGCUGUACCCAUCAGCAUCGACAAGACGAAAGUCCAAGAACCAGAGAAAAAAACUGAAGAGCCUCCGGCCAGUGUGGACACUGGACUCCACUAUGACCGCUACCUCAGAGAAGUCAUUGAUUUUCUGGAGAAGGAUCAGCAUUUCAGAGAAAAGCUCCACAAUACAGACAUGGAAGACAUCAAGCAAGGUAAACUGGCCAAAGAGCUGGACUUUGUCAGCCAUCAUGUCAGAACAAAGCUAGAUGAGUUGAAAAGGCAGGAGGUAAACCGACUCCGGACCCUGAUUAAGGCCAAGCAGGACCUUGAAGGAGGAAAUGACAUAGCAGUGGACCACCAGGCUCUGCUGAAACAGUUUGAAUACUUGAACCACAUGAACCCGCAUACGUUUGAAGUGGAAGAUCUGGAUCGACUGAUCAGAUCGGCCACUAAAGAUCUGGAGAACUAUGACAAAGAGAGGCACGAGGAGUUCAAGAGGUAUGAAAUGAUGAAAGAACACGACAGACGAGAACACCUGAAAACACUGGAUGACGAGCAAAGGAGGAAAGAAGAGGAGCACUACGAGGAGAUGAAGAAGAAGCAUGCCGACCACCCUAAAGUCAACCACCCAGGUAGCCAGAAUCAGCUGAAGGAGGUCUGGGAGGAAGCAGAUGGCUUAGAUCCUGAAGAUUUUGAUCCUAAGACAUUUUUCAACCUGCACGAUACCAAUGGAGAUGGCUUCUUUGAUGAACAGGAGUUGGAGGCAUUGUUCACCAAAGAGCUGGAAAAAAUUUAUGACCCCACCAACGAAGAGGAUGACAUGGUGGAGAUGGAGGAAGAGAGGCUACGUAUGAGAGAGCAUGUUAUGAAUGAGGUGGAUUCAAACAAAGACAGGCUGGUCUCUUUAGAUGAGUUCCUUGUUGCUACAAAGAAAAAAGAGUUCUUGGAGCCCGAUAGCUGGGAGACCCUGGAGCAGAACCAGGCUUAUACUGAUGAGGAGAUGAGGGAGUUUGAGGAACAUCUUGCUCAGCAAGAACAGGAUCUCAACCAGAAGGCUUUUGACCUCCAGAAACAGAGAGACGAGCUGGAGAGACAACAGGAGCAGCUUAAUGCACAGAAAAUGGAGCUGCAGCAGGCUGUUGAGCAUAUGGAACGGCUCAAGUCCCAGAAAGGAGACACUCCACCAGAGGUCCUUGUCGAAGGAAACGCUGUUCUAGAGAUGCCUGCGGCUGACAAUCAGUUGCACGAGGCCCAACCACAAGAACAUGACCCUGCACCUCAAGCUCCUCAGAAUACGCCUCAGGAUACACAUCAGGAGCACCACGGACAGCAAAAUCAAGAUCAGGCCCAGCAUGGUCUCCCCCAAACACAUGACAAUAUACCACCAGGUCAUCAAGAAGUCCAGAAUAACCUGCCAUAACAAUGUGGAGAAAACUUCACCACCAGACUUUUACAGCACUCCUGUGUGCAGAGGAGCAGUCCCACAGAGUAUGAGGUCCUCUUUAACUGACCUGACCAGCAUUAGGGGUUUGAAGUACACUAAAGAAGAAGGAAAACCACUCAAAAGGAACCCGUCAUCCCAGAUUCCAGUGUUGGUGACAGUUAUCCCUUCAUUACAUAAUGAAAUUACAACAGUGAAAUGACCAACCAUGGAUUUGGAUCCUGAUAUGUUCAUAGCUACAUUUUCCCAGUUGUUUGUUUACAUUAGAAAUUCCCAAGGGUGUAAUAGAAUUAGGGUGUAAUAGAAUUAAAAAAAACAUUUUUUAUGCGCUGUUAAACCUGUUUGCUGUUCAAAAUGGCUCGCUGCUCAAUCAACAUCCCUUUCCAAGAGCCUUCUGGAUGUAUACAGAGCAGCUGUUUAGGAAGAUAAAAACUUGUUUUAAUUAUAGCAUUUGAGACUGAACUAUCAGGAUACUCCAAAACAUCUCCAAAAGAAAAGACAUGCAUGAAUCGUGGUAGAAACUGUUUCCCUGAACUUUAAUACUUUAGUUGACUGCAAGAAACAUUUUAAAGAUGUUCUAUUUAAUUAAAACCUUCAAAAAAAAAAACCUACUCUAGCAAUUUUAAUCAGCAUACAGCAUUUUCAUGCCAUCCCUUAGACAUACUUCACUUGGAAAAAGGAAAUUAAGGAAUUAUUGAUACGGCCAGUUGCUGUGUCAUGUAAUAACCCACAAUCUACAAGGUCCUGUCAGAUCUCCAGAUGUCACUGUGACAUUCAGUGUUUUAACCUUCAUCAACAUCGUGAAGCAAGGUCGCUCAGUCUUUUUGUAAAGACAUCAUUUUUCAAAUACUUUGCUACUUUCUUAAUGGUCAUUUUGCUUCCUGCCAAACCACCAAUCUACUUUUUUCCUACUAUAAAACAGUUUUUUGUUUUUUUUUUUAAAUGUGUACAGUCAGAUUUACUGUUUUCUGUACUGUACAACAACAAAAAAGUGCUCUUGUGCACAUACUUUGUUAAAAGUGCAAGAUUAAAAAAAUAAGAUAGGAGUGAAAUCCUGCAAACAAGCUACGUCCUCACAAACCUCAGAUCCUGCAGAAUCUUACUCGUGGUAUGACAGUGUCUGAAAAUAAUUUAUAAAAGUUUGCAUUCAGUUUUAAGCAACAGUACAACCUCUAAGAUAGUGCUUUUGGUUUUUUUUAAAAACAGUAUUUUUAAACAGGCUCAUGGUUCAUAAACAAAUGUGUAUUUGUUACAUUUAUUCAUGAGUCGAUCGUGAUUCUGACAGUUUUGAUAUUUAGUUUAUUUAGGGUUUACACUUGUACAUUGGUGUCCCGGAACCUAACCAAUUUAGUACUUUGUUAAAACUGCUGGAUUUGUUAAGUUUUAUUAAACUAUCAGACGUUACCAGCUUCACAAAACUUUCUAUUCAGCCUGAGCUAGCUACUAUUACAUGAAAGAGAACAUCAGCAUGUCUGGCCGGUUUGGUGUUAAACGCUGCAUUAUCCAGUGUGCUUUUGUUCAAUGUAAAGUUGUUUCUUCAACCCGCCUGGCAGACUAUGACCAUGUAACACAGAUGUUUGCGACUUACUGCCACUUCUCACUGAAGGCUUAAUUUCCAGCCAAUGAGAUCGCUGCCUUAUUGUGGUUUUCCAUUACACAAAAUUUUGAUGUUUUCUCUUACUUGCUUUGUCAGUUGUUUUCUGUGUGCCAUGCAGUAUAAUUUGCACAAACUGUAAAACUGGUGUUCGAUUUCUUGCUGCUGGAGUCAUUUGACAAUCUUGCACACCUCAGUUUAAGAAAAUAAAAUGGUUCAGGUUGUCAAACUGAUUUCUUUGGUGAUGUUUCCUCUGGACAUUUAUCUUCAGUAAAACCAUUUCUGAAAUGAACAGAUGCAGUGCAACACAAAGGCUGCACCAGUUUCUGCAGCUUCUACUGGAACUGAAGGCUGCUCUGAAUUAAGCUAAAUUCUACACAGGAUUGUAUCAAGAUAACCUGCUGACCGUACAGAACAAAACUGUCAGUAACAGAAGGUAAUAGGGCACAACUUUAUUGAAA